Molecule: messenger RNA, 1341 nt
Organism: Lachancea sp. 'fantastica'
Lineage: Eukaryota; Fungi; Ascomycota; Saccharomycetes; Saccharomycetales; Saccharomycetaceae
Source: the annotation of a GenBank genome assembly
AUGGCCAGCUUGUAUGCUGCAAAUGGCAUACUGUUAAAAAGAGCACUUCGAGGAGCCAAGUUUGGUGGAUUUCUGACGUGUAACAGGCUCAGUUCACUUACAUGGAAAGUUCGCUACUAUGCAGAAGUGAACGACGGUAAUAAGGCUUCAAUACCCCUCAACACGUCGCCAAUCGAGUUUUCCUCGAACAUCUCGGCCCACAUUGCGAAAAAACAAGAUCAAAAGUCAGCCAACUCGGCCCUGGAGGUCCUAAGCUGCACAGAUGACGUUACAACGCAACGAACGCCAAAUCUUCCGUUCGAGGUAAAACCGCUGGAUCGCAAACAGCGAAACAAGGUGGGUAGCUCCAAUGAUUCCGUUUUGACUCAAAAGGCUGCGAAAAAGCUGUUGAAAUCUUACCUUCAAUUAUCGAAGCCUAGGCUCACUGUUCUCGUGAUGCUCAGCUGCAUUUGUUCGUACGCACUCAGUCCUUCGGCCGCUACGGUCCCAGAACUCAUGUCAUUAACGGUCGGUACAGCGCUCAGCUCCGCUGCAGCGAAUGCCAUCAACAUGGGUCGAGAACCUGAUUUCGAUAGACGAAUGGUGAGAACUCAAGCAAGGCCCGUGGUCCGUGGUCUUUUGACACCGAAACAGGCGUACAAAUUCGCUUUGGUGACAGGGUCCCUGGGGGUUUCUAUUCUGUACCUGGGAGUUAACACAACAGUAGCUGCGCUAGGAGCAACAAAUAUCGCCUUGUAUGCGUGGAUUUACACGUCUCUGAAACGAAAACACAUUAUUAACACAUGGGUAGGUGCGAUUGUGGGAGCUCUUCCGCCACUUAUGGGCUGGUGUGCAGCCAACUCUCUCACCGAUCCAGGCGGAUGGUGUUUGGCUGGGUUCCUAUAUGCAUGGCAGUUCCCACAUUUUAACACGCUGAGUCACAACAUCAGAAACGAAUAUAAAGACGCCGGUUAUGUUAUGACAUGCUGGAAGAAUCCUAAGCUGAACGCCAGAGUUGCUUUCAGAUACUCACUUCUCAUGUUCCCGCUAUGUUUCGGCCUGUCAUACUACAACGUUACAGAUUGGUACUAUCAGUUGGAUUCCGCCAUUGCCAACGCCUGGUUAUCAUACUGGGCAAUGAAGUUUUGGUGGCAACAGAGGUACAAUUACUCUGAAAAGAUACUGAAAGACAGAUUGAAGUUCAAUAAAGGUGUUGCAUUGGCAAAUGUGUAUGCACGCAAGACUUUUUGGGUCAGCGUACUGCAUUUGCCAGCGGUCUUGAUUUUGGCCAUUUUACACAAGAAAGGUCGUUGGGAUUGGCUUUUCGAAAGCGAAGCCAAAAGUUCAAAAUUAAGUGUAUAG